AUGAUGCUAAGAUCAAUUGCUCGAAGAUCGGCCGCUAGAAGCUUGCCCAACAAAUUUGUGAGACCUUUCUCGCAGUCACUGCUAGCGUUGAAUGUAAAAAGUUCUAAGAAUGAGGGUGAAUUCACGCAUUUUGGUUCCAAGACAGUGGCUAAGGAUGAGAAGGAGAAACUGGUUGGUAAUGUGUUUUCAUCGGUUGCUUCCAAAUACGAUGUAAUGAACGAUGUGAUGUCGCUUGGUAUUCAUAGAUUAUGGAAGGAUCAUUUUAUUAACAAAUUAGAUGCUGGUAAAAGACCCAAUUCCACAGAACCAUUGAACUUUAUUGACGUUGCAGGUGGUUCUGGUGAUAUCGCUUUUGGUAUUCUGGAUCAUGCUGAGCAUAAAUUUGGCGAUACGGAGUCCACUAUGCACAUAGUUGAUAUCAAUCCAGAUAUGCUGAAAGAAGGUGAAAAGAGAGCUAUGGAACAACACAAGUAUUACAAUGAUCCAAGAGUCACUUUCUUGGUUCAAAAUGGUGAAACUCUUGACCAGAUAGAGUCUAAUUCCAAGGAUGUGUAUACUGUCUCGUUCGGUAUCAGGAAUUUUACCGAUAUUCAGGCGGGUUUGAACACCGCUUACAGAGUUUUGAAACCUGGUGGUCUUUUCUACUGCUUGGAGUUUUCUAACAUUGAAAAUCCUUUGAUGGACACAGUUUAUCAACAGUGGGCGAAGGUUCUACCCGUCAUGGGCUCAAUGAUCGCUAAUGAUUACGAUUCUUACCAGUAUCUGGUCGAAUCGAUUGAGCGAUUCCCAGAGAAGGAAACUUUCAAAGGUAUGAUUGAGAAGGCAGGUUUCCAAUCUGCAGGUUACGAGAGCCUAACAUUUGGUAUAUGCGCAAUUCAUUGGGGUGUGAAGGUCUGA
Messenger RNA from Torulaspora delbrueckii, 897 nucleotides. It is a transcript of the gene COQ5, whose product is annotated as 2-hexaprenyl-6-methoxy-1,4-benzoquinone methyltransferase. Gene Ontology annotation, biological process: ubiquinone biosynthetic process. NCBI's taxonomy places the organism in Eukaryota, Fungi, Ascomycota, Saccharomycetes, Saccharomycetales, Saccharomycetaceae. The transcript has a single exon. The record is from RefSeq and is a predicted model, not a curated record. The coding region runs from base 1 to 897 and encodes 298 amino acids. Gene Ontology annotation, molecular function: methyltransferase activity.